AUGAAGACUGUUUUGCAAUCAGCGGCCGGUGCCCUCGUGGCCGCCAACCUCGCGGCCGCUGCCGCAGUCGGGGCUGCAUCUUCUUCGUCGGCGCCGCCCACGGUGGUCAUGCCGCUGCACCUGACCUACGGCGGGAACAACAAGAUAGCCACCAGCCUGUCGGUGCCCUACAGCGACAGCAACCAAACCAUCGAGGUCAUCUACGACCUCGGCAGCCCCGACUUUUUCGUCUUUGGCCCAGACUCCAUCAUGAACUGGGGCUGCAGGUUCCUCGCCUGCCAGGGCCCCUGCAACGCCUCGGUCCCGGAGGAGGCCACCUACGACCCGUCCCGCUCCAAGACGGCGUCGGCCCUCUACCCCUUCACCGCCCAGUACGGCUUCGGCGGCGGCCUCAGCAAGCUGUACACGACCGACUACCGCUUCAACGACACGUUGACGUUUGUCGACGCCAAGACGGGCCUGUCGUCGGGCCCCAUCGACGGCGUCAGCGUCGCCCUCUCCCAGUACCUGCAGCAGCGCAUCUAUCAGGCCGACGGCUCGUGCGGCUCGACUCCCGACUACGACUACUCCAUCCUCGGCAUCGCCCCUUACCACCCGGCGGACCCGGACAACAACGUCCAGGCGACGACGGGCCCCUCGUUCCGCCAGAACCUCCUGGAGCAGGGCAAGGUCUCGGCCGCCGUGCAGUCUCUGUGGUUCGAGAAGCCGCCGGCCGGCGUGGCCGACACGUACACGGGCGUGGGCCUCCUCGGCGGCAUCGACACGUCCAAGUACGAGGGCCCCCUGGUCAGGAUCCCGAGGCGGACGCACGCGGACGGGCUGCCCUACAGCUUCAACGAGUACUACACGCACGCGGCCGAGCUCUCGGUCAACGGCGAGGUGCCCAUCGAGAUCCGGCACAACGACACGAGCACCGACAUGAAGCGGUGCAUCAUCGACUCGGGCGCCGUCGCCGACGGCCACAACCCCGUCGACCAGGAGGCCUACUUCAACGCGACGGGCCUGCGCCUGAACCCGAGCCACCCGACCCCCUACCAGGGCAGCCCGCUGUCGUGGCCGGGCCCCUGCGACAGCAUCCCCGCCGACAGGUUCAUCGAGUACAGCUUCAAGGGCGUCAGGGAGGGCGAGUCGGUCGCCGUCAAGGUGCCCAUGCGCUCCUACGCCCGCUACCAGGAGCCCGUCGACGACGCCCGCGGCUGGUGCACCAUGGCCAUCACCCUCAACGUCUGCUCGCUCAACUCGCCUUUCCUGACCGCCGCCUUCUUCGCCGCCGACGACGAGCGGGAGGAGAUGGCCAUCGCGCAGGGUGCCGUCGUGGAGCAGGGAACCUCGGUUGAUCAUUCGAGCGUCGUGCUGAGGAUUCCUUGA
Molecule: messenger RNA, 1368 nt
Organism: Pyricularia pennisetigena
Lineage: Eukaryota; Fungi; Ascomycota; Sordariomycetes; Magnaporthales; Pyriculariaceae
Exons: 1
Coding region: 1-1368 (455 amino acids)
Source: RefSeq, a predicted model, not a curated record